This is a messenger RNA of Serpula lacrymans var. lacrymans S7.9, 888 nucleotides long. RefSeq lists its product as uncharacterized. Lineage: Eukaryota; Fungi; Basidiomycota; Agaricomycetes; Boletales; Serpulaceae. The record is from RefSeq and is a predicted model, not a curated record. Bases 1 to 888 code for a protein of 295 amino acids. The transcript is spliced from 4 exons.
AUGUCAUCGCAAACUCCUGAUGUCAAUGCUCUGUUGCACAACAUGUGUGCACAGAUCUUGGCGUUAACUACGCAACUCGCCGAGCUCCAAGCAAACCCCCCUGCAGCAACCCCCUCGGUCGAGAAAAAGUUCAAUAAGAAAGUUGAAGUCGUCGCUGAUCCUGGCGCCUUUGAAGGAGACAGAGCAAGAUUCGCCAAAUGGUGGAUCAAGCUCCAGAUUUGGAUCAAGGCAAACUGGGAAGCGUUUGCCGAUGAUUUUGAGGAGUGCUACACCGCGGGAGUGUGGCCUGUCUGGGAAGAUCUCAAAGGAAACAUGAGGACAGAUGACUACAUUACCCGGUUCCUGGCCCUCUCCAUCCAAGGAGGGCUUGGAAAUGAACAUGCAGUAGGACUGCUGGAACGCAAUGUGAACCCUCACAUUGCAGAACAGAUCUAUCUGCAGGAUACCAGAAACGGGAACUUGGCCCUGGCGGCUGAGGAAGUACAACAAGUCGGUAGAGCCAUGGAGCUCUACGCUAUGCAUCAAAGUGGCGGGUCCACCACCAAAAAUAACUUUUCCCAGAGGAGCCCUGGGUCAUCAAACCAAAAACACAAUCACUCUCACGGGUUCAAGCCGUUCGGGCUGCAACCAGGGCAGGGAGCCCCUAUGGAUAUUGGCGCGGUCCAGGGAGGACAGAUGCGCAGAUUCAAGGGCAGCUGCUACAAUUGCGGGGUGCAGGCCACCCAACAAGAAAAUAACCAAGGGCGCCAGGUGCGCCAAUUAGAAACAGAAAAACUGGACAAUUGGCUCAAUACUCUGGCCGGUUGUUCAUACGACAAAAUCCGAGCCUUCUCAUACAACCAACAGGUUGCUGAAAUGAAGACUCAGGGAAAAGAGUUCGGAGCCUAG